GACGCGUCAAGCUGACUUCAUGGGGUACAAUAAAGACUUCAUGGGGUACGAGACCAGUCCGACUGGAGCGUACGCGUACCCCAACGACGGGUUCUAUGGAAACAUGGACCAGGAUGCGAACGACCUCUCUAAUGUUGAUAUGUCACGGUACGGCGCGGGGGGACAGAAAGUGUCGUACCUACCCACCAAGAACGGCUAUUAUAAGGGCCAGAUGGCGACUGCUAACAAUUACAAAGUUUUCCAGAAAAUUCCAGCCUCUUCUAUGAUCCUAAGCAACUACGAUCCGUUCUACUCGCCCUUGCUGUCACGACUCGACGGGAUCUUCGCUAGGCUCGGUCUGACCCCCUCAGAGAACUCGGCAGACGGUGGCACCCAGAUAGGGGGCCAGAACUUGAGCGAUGUGAAGUUGGAGGCCUGUCGGGAACAGCUCAUCUGCCUCAUGUACGCCAGUCCGGCCAAAUAUGCGCCGUAUAGCAACCUCGUCUCUGCCCAGUUAAGCAGAGAACUGAACGAACUCCGUCGUCCAGUGUCAGACAACCCUGAGAUCCUCCGGUUCUUCAGAUACAUGCGAGCAGCUCGACGCGGGCAAGAAGGCGCGGAUUGCACGCGCGCGCAUCCUGCAUGCUCGGCGAACACCGCACCAGCUCAUACCAUGAUCGCGGCCUACCAUGACAUCAACAAGCUCGUGACUGCGAGGAAGCUGAAGAACUAACUGGCGGCGUAUCAACUCAAGAUGGAAUAAACAAGCGUCUUCCAUAGUGUAUUUAUUUCGAGGACAGAAUAAACAAAAUUUAAAUUUUAUAGUCCUAAUGGCUUCUAUUGUAUUCAAGGCUAGGACUGAAGGAACCCAUGUUGAGCCAUAACCAUAAAUUCUUUGUUUGUUUCUCAAUAGAAAAUAUUUUAUUAAGUCUCAUCUAGGAGAUAUAACAUCUUAUAGGUAACUUUGUUGUCACUUUGACAAAAACUGGGCGUUCUCCUUUUUUAAAAUCGAGACCAACGCGCCCCAUCAACGUGUAUUUUUACGCCCGUAUGCAAAAACAAUGAUUGCUUAAGUGAAGCAGAAAAUCGAACGCACAGCGUUGAACAGAGCUCGGUGAUUGGUUCGUAUGUCACCCGUGCGUUCACGCGCACUGUGAGACCUCAAUGUUUGUGAAUACGGGCAUUAAUGUAUUUUCGAAUUCGCAUACGAAACGACUUUGAACUCUUAUCCUUCAUAGAUACGGCUUGGUCUCACUCAUAUAAUAUUCACACGACGAGUUUAUGCGAGCUCAAUGCUGUUGAAGGAGACCCUAUAAAACAGCCUCUGGCACUCACCCUGAACUUGGCAUAGCGUGAGCAUGAUAAUAUUUUUAAUGGCGGAUGUACACUAUGCGGGAAGACGGCCAAGACGUAAUAGUGUGAACACCAUCUCGGUUACUUUAUCCUCUCUUGUCGCGAGCGUCACCCAUACUUCGUUGUGCGGACUAGCGCUUCGACUUGGACAAUUUCCGUAGUGUACAUGCGCCAUAAGACAUUGGAUCACAAGGCACGCCAAAAGGUUUUUAAAAAAAUGCUAUACCUAUUUAUAUGUAUUGACCUAACAAAAUAUUACUACAAUGCUAGUCGUAGUUUUCCCGUGUCCUUUUUUAUAUCCAGCUAGACUGGAAUAUUGAAUUAUUGUUCUUUAGAUUUCGAAACGAAAAAUAAAUUAAUAUAAUGUUUUUUUUUUUUUAUUAUUAUGCAUUAUUAUUAAAAAUGUUUGUAACUUUUAUUUAACAAUGUUAUUCUUUACUUAAUUCUUGAAAUGUUAUUUUAAAUAAUAACUAUCUUUACUUUUAAUUUAAUAAUAAAGGCUGCGAAGCUCAAUCAGUAAAUAUUUAAUUGUAAUUUAUUUAUUUUGAUGUGUUUGUAAUUUAUUGUGUGAUUGUGUGUGUGCUUGAGGUAAUUUAUUGUUCUACUUGUUAUCACUUAACUUACGUAAUUUAUUUAAUUUAUUUUUACUUUUUAAUUUAUUUCUCCUGUUCAAAAACUCUUUAUUAAUAUGUUGUAAGAGUUUUUAAAAGGUUUUGGUAUUGACCAAAUUUGAAUAAAAAUAGGGAAUUUGGGAUUAAUGCUAAACAUUAUUUAAAAAUGUAUUUAUAAAGAGCUAUUGUCUCUACCUGCAUUUUAUUUUAUGUGUAACUGUCAAAUUAAUUAUAGUAAUUUAUUCUGUAGUCAUGUAGUAAUUGUAAGUAGUAUGAAAAUAAAAUUCUCGAAGAUUU
Molecule: messenger RNA, 2240 nt
Organism: Ostrinia nubilalis (European corn borer)
Lineage: Eukaryota; Metazoa; Arthropoda; Insecta; Lepidoptera; Crambidae
Gene: Osi24
Exons: 6
Coding region: 20-712 (230 amino acids)
Source: RefSeq, a predicted model, not a curated record